Rodentolepis nana is the source of this 583-nucleotide messenger RNA. The record is from the annotation of a GenBank genome assembly. NCBI's taxonomy places the organism in Eukaryota, Metazoa, Platyhelminthes, Cestoda, Cyclophyllidea, Hymenolepididae.
CCAGAUUUCAGACAGGAUUGAAGAAACUAGUGUGGAGGAAGUGGAAAACUCCUUUCCAAAUAUUUGCCUUGGUCUAAUUGCAUCGCAAAUUCCCGUAGAGUUGCCCGGACUUUCUAUUAAUCUCAAAAGUGACGAGCAGAAGGUGGUUGAACAACUUGCCCAAAUUGGUGAAAAGAUCAAUGCGCUUUUUGGCUCGGAGAUUGAAAGUAUGCUGGGUCAAUUCCAUUCGACUAUUUCACCCUUUGGAAUUCUUUCUAAAAUCUUCUCAGGGCUAUUUAAAGAUAAAGAAUAUUCGUGGGGCAAAAUUUUUGCUUUCAUCCACUUUGGAGUCAAGCUCUUCUUAAAAUCUAUCGACAAUAUCAUUCCCAUCAAGCUGAAAGAUACGUGUUUUGAAAUAGUGAAAGCGAUAGGAAUUCAGCUUGCCAAGGGAGCCUUCGAGUGGAUAGCAAAGCGUGGUGGAUGGCGAAGGAUCGUGUCCGUCGAAGAUUCCAUUGCAUUGCCUCUCGUAGGCGCAGUGGGUGCAGUAGGCGCAGUAGGCGUAGUAGCGGUUGGACUUAUAAAAUUCAUUCGUUUGUGGCUUUAA